Schistocerca serialis cubense is the source of this 1386-nucleotide messenger RNA. Its product is annotated as facilitated trehalose transporter Tret1-like. Gene Ontology annotation, biological process: transmembrane transport. NCBI's taxonomy places the organism in Eukaryota, Metazoa, Arthropoda, Insecta, Orthoptera, Acrididae. The record is from RefSeq and is a predicted model, not a curated record. Gene Ontology annotation, cellular component: membrane. The transcript has 5 exons. The coding region runs from base 1 to 1386 and encodes 461 amino acids. Gene Ontology annotation, molecular function: transmembrane transporter activity.
AUGCAUGCUGCGUCGCUGGCAUACCUGUCGGCGGGGCUGUUCAUGGGCUGGAACGCGCCGAUGCUGCCGCGGCUGCAGCAGAACUCGUCGCACAUCGUGCUGACGGAGGACGAGGCGUCGUGGCUGGGCUCCGUCGGCUCGCUGGCGUUGGUGCCGACGGUGGUGGCGGCCGCGGUGCUCGUGAACACGGUGGGCCGCCGCUGGCUGCUGCUCGCGUCCGCCGUGCCCUUCCUGGCCGCCGCCAUCUGGGAGCGCUUCGCCACCACCUUCGGAGAGCUCAUGACCGCCGUCGUCGUGGCCAGUCUGGGCAUAGGCCUCGUCAUACCGGUGUCCCCCGUGUACCUGGCCGACAUCGCGGAGGACAGGAUGCGCGGCCUGCUGGUCACCAUGGGCUCUCUGAUGAGCAGCGUCGGCAGUCUCCUGACCAACGCUGUCGCUCCCUACGUGUCGUUCUUCACCCUGUGCGAGGUCCUGAUGAUCUUCCCAGUCGUCUUCGUAGCCGCCUUCUGGUGGAUGCCCGAGAGUCCGUACUUCUUGGUAGCCAAAGGGCGCACUCAGGAGGCUGAGAGAGCGUUGAUGAGGCUGAGGGGCAAGGACUCGGAGAAGGACGUGAGGGCCGAGGUGGAGUCCAUCCAGAAGGUGAUCCAGGAGGAGUCGAAGGACCGCAGAAGCGCCGCCGACGGCCUGCGGGAACUCAGAAGAAGCGCUGUUGCUCGCAAAGCUUUUGCGGUGGUCGCCACGCUCACCACGCUGAACAUCUUCUGCGGCAGCCCCGCCAUAGGCGCGUACGCGACGCAGAUCUUCCUGUGGAGCGGCAGCUCGCUCGACUCCGACGUGUCGACCAUCGUGGUGAACUCGAUCCAGACGAUCUCCUCCCUAAGUUCGUCGCUGCUGGUGGACCGCACCGGUCGGCGACCGCUGCUGAUGUUGUCCUACACGGGCAGCUCGAUUUUUAUGAUUGCUGAGGGCAUCUAUUUCUACCUCAAGGAGCAUGGCAGUGAUGAACUCGUGGAGAGCCUCUACUGGUUGCCUCUCACAGCUCUAAUUUCAUUCCACCUGCUGUUUAACAUCGGCGCCAACGCGCUAAUAUGGGUGGUGGCCAACGAGCUGGUGCCGGACGGGGUGCGCAGCCUGACCAUCUCGUUCAUCGCCGUGUGGAACGCGGUGCUCACCUCGGCGACCAUCAAGCUCUUCCAGGUGGUGAGCUCCGCGCUGGGCACCUACGUGUGCUUCUGGUUCUUCGCGGCGUGCGCCGCCACGGCGCUCCUCUUCACGGUCUUCUUCAUCCCGGAGACGAAGGGCCGAUCGCUGGAGGAACUCAACACCGAGAUGAGGGCCCAGGCCGCUGCGGACCGUGCCAGACACGACGCCAAAGACAGAUCGUAG